AUAACACCCAUAACAAAAAACAGAGCAGACACAACUCGAGAGGGGAAAACAAAAUAAGAGAGAGCCCCCCCUGUGGUUAACACCGACCCAGGUCCUCCGGUCCCGUGCAAAUCCACACACCCACCCUGAUUGGGUCCCACAUUCCGAUGAGAGAUUCCUCAAGGAAGAUCCACACAUUCCAAUAACUACUCCAACCCUACGUUUCGUUUUCACAUCCUUUUGAGCCCUCCCUCCUCCUUCUUAAGGCCUUCUCCAAUAACCCACUUCUUGUGAUUCUUCUCCUCUUUGGCUGAUCUGGGUAGCUCUUUGUUUAUUGUAUCAUUGUUGUUUUGGGUUAAAGAUUUGGUUUUUAUAUUGCAAGUUUUGGAUUGGGUUUGAUUUUGGGAUCUGGAUCGGUGGUUCUGUCAAUGGGCGCUUUGGACGAGGGGCAUUUCUGUUCGGAACUUGAGAAUGGAGUGAAGCUGGGUUGUAUUGAGCUGAGUGUUGAUGAUGAACCUGAGACUAUAGCUAUUGAGGAUGCUGUCAAAGUUCUCAUGCAGGGUCUUGGUGAGGAUGUGAACAGAGAAGGUCUGAAGAAGACACCUCUUCGUGUUGCCAAGGCCCUUAGAGAAGGGACAAAGGGUUAUAGACAAAAGGUCAAGGACAUUGUGCAAGGCGCAUUAUUCCCUGAAGCUGGUCUGGAUAAUGCAGUUGGUCAUGCUGGAGGAGCUGGUGGACUUGUGGUUGUUCGAGAUCUGGACCUCUUCUCCUAUUGUGAAUCUUGUAUGCUACCAUUCCAGGUUAAAUGUCAUGUUGGUUAUGUCCCUUCUGGUCAACGAGUUGUAGGCUUAAGCAAGCUCUCUCGAGUAGCUGACGUGUUUGGAAAACGUCUUCAAGAGCCUCAGCGUCUAGCAGAUGAAUUGUGUUCAGCCCUGCACCAUGGCAUCAAGCCAGCCGGUGUCGCUGUCAUGCUCCAGUGUUCACACAUUCAUUUUCCAAAUUUAGAAUCAGCUAUUCUUGACUCGAACCACCAAGGAUGGGUAAAAUUGCUGGUUAGUUCUGGUUCUGGAGCUUUUGAAAAUGAGAGUGCCGAUAUUUGGGCAGAUUUUUUGAGUCUUCUGAAAUUCAGAGGCAUAGAUGUGGAUAAAACUUGCUUGAGAGACUCGAGCGACUGGUGUCCAUCUCGAUCUUCAGGCAGCGUUAAUGCUGUUAUUAAGGUUGAAUCAGCCAAUCAGGGAAUGAUCAUUGCAGUAACUUCAAUUCUUAGAUCACUUGGUGAAGACCCAUUAAGGAAGGAGCUCGUAGGAACACCUGCUCGUUUUGUUAAGUGGUUGAUGAACUUCCAGAAUUGUAAUUUGGAUAUGAAGCUGAAUGGGUUCGUAUCUGCUAGGGUGGAUCCUCUACAUCCCAAUGGAGACAGCUGCAAAGAAAAGCAAAUCCAUUCAGAGCUGAACUUGUCUCUUUGGUCUCAGUGUGAGCAUCAUUUACUUCCCUUUUAUGGUGUUGUGCAUAUAGGAUAUAUGUGCGCAGAAGGAUCCAUUCCCAUUGGAAAGUCUCUACUACAAUCAAUUGUGUGUUUCUAUGGUUUCAAGCUCCAGGUGCAGGAAAGACUCACGCGGCAGAUAGCAGAAACUGUGUCAUCACUUUCAGGUGGAGAUGUGAUGGUUGUUGUGGAGGCUAAGCACACCUGUAUGAUAUCUAGAGGGAUUGAGAAGUUUGGUAGUAGCACAGCUACAAUUGCAGUACUGGGUCGUUUUUCAACUGACCCUGCUGCAAGGGCCAAGUUUUUGCAGAGCCUCCCAAACAAUGCCAUUUCAGGACCGUGAUCCUAAUUCAUCUUGAAAUAUCAAUUCUUUUCAACUCAGUUCUUUGCCCUUGGUGGUUUUUGCUGCUCAGUUUAUGAUAUUUUUGAAGGACGGCCUGUAGCCAAUCUGAGUCUUGCCUCAUUUUUGUGUUGGUGGUAUGGAAGUGUACACUUAACUAUCCAAAUGCCCAUGGUCUCAUAAUAGAGGAUCUUAAAGUUUUGUUUUUAUUCAUCUGUUAUCUGUAGCACUAUACCCUUGCGAGAUUCCAAGGCUUGUCUUGGCUUCAAAGAUUUACUGGAAUACAAAUGAUACUGAAAGUACGAAUCAUAUUGAUUAUUGAAUACCUACAAAGCUUUAGUC
Messenger RNA from Fragaria vesca subsp. vesca, 2144 nucleotides. RefSeq lists its product as uncharacterized. Gene Ontology annotation, cellular component: cytoplasm. Gene Ontology annotation, biological process: tetrahydrofolate biosynthetic process; tetrahydrobiopterin biosynthetic process. Gene Ontology annotation, molecular function: GTP cyclohydrolase I activity; zinc ion binding; GTP binding. The record is from RefSeq and is a predicted model, not a curated record. Bases 408 to 1805 code for a protein of 465 amino acids. Lineage: Eukaryota; Viridiplantae; Streptophyta; Magnoliopsida; Rosales; Rosaceae. The transcript has 2 exons.